UGACGUUCCACUAGAUUCUGCCAAUAGAGAUUACACGACCAUCACCCACCCCCACCCCCAGCAUGGAUGGAAACGUGAGGCCUCAAUUCUCUGCACAAAACACACCUUCUGCUUCUCUUUCUCUUUCACACACUCACACACACCGCGGAAGCAAAAAUGCAGCUGCUUCAGGCUCCUCUGGCAUUCCGCUGCUCCGUAUCGCAAUCAAACGCCAGAGCCGCGCAUGUCGCCGGAAAGUCAUUUUCCGAACCAAUUUUUGCUGCCGCUGCUGCUUCAUUUCUAUCUCCUAGGCAUUUUAAGCCUGCCUUCAUUUCUUAUGGCGAUGCACUAUAUAGCUCAAUUUCAGCUAAAGCUGCUUCAUCCCCAGCUUCCGUUACUGAAGUAUCAAGUCAAACAGCUGAGGCUGAUGUCCUAAAGGCUUUGUCCCAGAUCAUCGAUCCAGAUUUUGGUACUGAUAUCGUCUCAUGUGGGUUUGUUAAGGAUCUUGAUGUCGACAAAGAAUCGGGCAAGGUGUCAUUUCGGUUAGAGCUCACAACACCAGCAUGUCCAGUGAAAGACAUGUUUGAGCAGAAGGCCAAUGAGGUGGUUGCAACUCUUCCCUGGGUUGAAAAGGUUGAGGUGACUAUGUCUGCUCAACCAGCAAGACCUCUUUAUGCCUCGCAACUUCCAGCUGGUCUACAGACAAUAUCUAAUAUAGUGGCUGUUUCAAGUUGCAAGGGAGGGGUGGGAAAAUCAACCGUAGCAGUAAACCUUGCAUAUACUUUGGCGGGUAUGGGUGCAAGAGUUGGUAUAUUUGAUGCUGAUGUAUAUGGUCCUAGUUUGCCUACAAUGGUAUCCCCAGAAAACCGGUUGCUGGAAAUGAACCCAGAGAAGAGAACUAUAAUCCCAACUGAGUACAUGGGUGUCAAGCUCGUUUCUUUUGGAUUUGCUGGCCAAGGUCGAGCUAUUAUGCGUGGCCCAAUGGUUUCAGGUGUGAUUGAUCAACUACUGACUACUACUGAAUGGGGUGAACUUGACUACCUAGUCAUAGACAUGCCCCCUGGAACGGGUGAUAUUCAACUUACGUUAUGCCAGGUUGUCCCAUUGACUGCUGCUGUUAUUGUCACCACACCUCAGAAGCUAGCAUUCAUCGAUGUUGCGAAAGGAGUCCGCAUGUUUUCUAAGCUAAAGGUACCAUGUGUUGCAGUUGUUGAGAAUAUGUGCCACUUUGAUGCUGAUGGAAAACGAUACUAUCCAUUUGGCAGAGGUUCAGGUUCUCAGGUGGUUCAGGAGUUUGGGAUCCCUCAUCUGUUUGAGCUUCCUAUAAGACCAACUCUAUCUGUUUCUGGGGAUAGUGGAGUACCUGAAGUCGUGGCUGAUCCCCAAGGUGAAGUAGCGGGAACAUUUCAGGAUUUAGGUGUCUGCGUAGUGCAGCAGUGUGCCAAAAUCCGCCAACAAGUGUCAACAGCAGUCACUUAUGAUAAAUCUAUGAAGGCGAUCCGAGUCAAAGUACCUACAUCAGAUGAAGAGUUCUAUUUGCACCCGGCAACUGUGAGGCGAAAUGAUCGAUCUGCAGAAAGUGUGGACGAAUGGACUGGUGAGCAGAAACUGCGGUAUGGAGACAUACCAGAGGAUGUCGAACCUGAAGAAAUUCGGCCAAUGGGGAAUUAUGCUGUAUCCAUAACAUGGCCUGAUGGAUUUAACCAGAUUGCGCCAUACGAUCAGCUUCAAACAAUGGAGCGUUUAGUUGAUGUUCCUCUGCUCCUGGACUAAAAUAACAUCUCUGAAGACAACGAUUAUUGGCUUGCCCGACGUUCACCUGAAGUUUAUACCUGCCGAGUGAUCUUUCUCAGGUCUGCUGUCCAUUUACUAAAUUAUUUCUAACAUGUUGGGCAGCAGCAAAAGUUUAUAUUUCAAUUCUUUUUCUGUUUAGUCAUAGGCUUAAAUCACUCCAAGUUGUAUAUAGAUAGAGCUCAAAGAAAAUACUCUUAUGCAUAGCAGUAAAUUAUUCAGCAUGUUCCUUUUUA
Salvia miltiorrhiza (redroot sage) is the source of this 2006-nucleotide messenger RNA. RefSeq names its product fe-S cluster assembly factor HCF101, chloroplastic. The coding region runs from base 157 to 1752 and encodes 531 amino acids. NCBI's taxonomy places the organism in Eukaryota, Viridiplantae, Streptophyta, Magnoliopsida, Lamiales, Lamiaceae. Gene Ontology annotation, molecular function: ATP-dependent FeS chaperone activity; 4 iron, 4 sulfur cluster binding; ATP binding. Gene Ontology annotation, biological process: iron-sulfur cluster assembly. The record is from RefSeq and is a predicted model, not a curated record. Gene Ontology annotation, cellular component: chloroplast stroma. The transcript is spliced from 15 exons.